Messenger RNA from Phyllopteryx taeniolatus (common seadragon), 2448 nucleotides. It is a transcript of the gene acox3, whose product is annotated as acyl-CoA oxidase 3, pristanoyl. Gene Ontology annotation, cellular component: peroxisome. Bases 120 to 2198 code for a protein of 692 amino acids. The record is from RefSeq and is a predicted model, not a curated record. Gene Ontology annotation, molecular function: pristanoyl-CoA oxidase activity; fatty acid binding; FAD binding. Gene Ontology annotation, biological process: lipid homeostasis; fatty acid beta-oxidation using acyl-CoA oxidase. The transcript is spliced from 20 exons. Lineage: Eukaryota; Metazoa; Chordata; Actinopteri; Syngnathiformes; Syngnathidae.
UGCGCAGUGUGCUGUACUUCCGGGUCCGGAGUGCAGUGGGCGUGGCCGACGCCCACAAGCGACGUUUCGUCUCGCCAACUCGGGUUCUCGCGCGUUCACAAAAAGUCGACAACGAGACAAUGACGCAGCAAGUGUCUGACCUCCCAAGCGGGCCGCUGGACAUCUACAGGCAAAAAGCUUCUUUCCCGUGGAAGGAGAUGCGUCUCUUCCUGGACGGAGAAGAGAUGAUGGCGUUGAAGCAACGUGUCUUCGCGGCGAUGGAGAACGACCCGCUUUUCUCCAGGACGCCGGGUGAAGACGUCCCUGUGGAGCGAAUGCGGGAGCUCACCUUCCUCAGGGUGAAGCAGCUGUUCCGCUACGACUUCCUGACCAACGAAGAGGCCGUGGCCGACCCGUGGAAGACGGUGAUCCUCAACGACUGCUUGGGAAUGUUCGACUGGUCCUUGGCGGCCAAGUUCUUCCUCAACAAAGGCAUGUUCGGGGCGACGGUCGCCACCGGCGGGUCGGCCCGACACGGCAAGUACGUGCACGGCGUCGAAGACAUGACGAUGUUCGGGUGCUUCGCGUUGACCGAGCUGAGUCACGGCAGCAACACCAGAGCCAUGAGGACCACCGCCACCUACCAGCCCUCCACCCAGGAGUUUGUCAUCAACUCUCCAGAUUUCGAGGCAGCCAAGUUUUGGGUGGGCAACCUGGGGAAGACGGCCACUCACGCGCUGGUGUUAGCGCAGCUCUACACGCCGGAUGGGGCCUGCCACGGCCUGCACACCUUCGUGGUCCCGGUGAGAGAUCCCAAGACGCUGCUGGCUCUGCCCGGUGUGCUGGUCGGAGAUAUGGGCAAGAAGUUGGGCCAAAACGGACUGGAUAACGGGUUUGCUUUGUUCCACAACGUGAGGAUCCCGCGGGAGAAUCUCCUGAACAAGACCGGCGACGUGACGCCCGCCGGUAAAUACGUGAGCCCUUUCCAGGACCCCGACAAGCGUUUCGGCGCGUCCCUGGGCGCCCUGUCCGGAGGCCGGGUGUCCAUUGCCAGGAUGGCCCUGGUCAACCUCAAGCUGGCCCUGACUGUGGCAGUACGCUUCUCCGCCACCAGGAGGCAGUUCGGGCCCAAGGACGGCGAGGAGCUUCCCGUCAUCGAGUACCAGUUGCAGCAAUGGCGUCUGAUUCCGUACCUGGCGGCAACGUACGCUCUGGAGCGUUUCUCCAAAUCCCUCUUCGACGACUUUGUGGAGCUUCGCGUGGGACAGAUGAUGGGGGAGCACGGCGACAGACAGGCCGAGCUGGGCAGGGAGAUCCACGCGCUGGCCUGCUCGGGCAAGGCCUCGGCCUCGUGGACGGCUCAGCGGGGAAUCCAGGAGUGCCGCGAGGCCUGUGGCGGUCACGGUUACCUGGCCAUGAACCGGCUGGGGAGUCUGCGCGACGACAACGACCCCAACUGCACCUACGAGGGGGACAACAACGUGCUACUGCAGCAAACCAGCAAUUACCUCCUGGCCUGGAUGGACGCCAAGCGACGCGACGGCGCGCGCAUCCGGUCUCCUCUUCACACGGUGGACUUCCUGGACCAUUUCCACAGGAUCCGAGAGAGCCGCUUCACAGCGCGCACGAUCGACGACUGCGCGGACUCCGCAGCGGCGCUGGCGGCCUACGAGUGGCUGGUGUGCUUCCUCCUGGAGGAGAGUCACAAGAGGAUGGAGCGGCACCGGACUUCGGGCCAAGACGACUUCGAGGCCCGCAACAACAGCCAGGUGUACUACUGCCGCGACCUGGCCUUGGCCUACGUCGAACGCUGCUGCCUCCUCAGGUUCCACGAGUGGACUCGGCGCGAGGACACGCCGAGACGACUGCGAGCCGUCCUCGGGAAGCUUUGUGCGCUUUACGGACUGUGGAGCCUCAGCGGCCACAUGGCCGCCCUCUACCAAGGUGCUUUCCUGAGCGGAAGGGAGCCGGGCCGCCUGAUCCAGACGGCCGUUCUUACUCUCUGCGCGCAGCUGAAGGACGACGCGGUGGCGCUGGCGGAUGCCGUGGCCCCCCCGGACUUCAUCCUCAACUCCCCCAUCGGCAACGCCGACGGACAGCUGUACAAGAACCUCUGGUCCACGGUGACGCAGGGGCACCGAGCGAUGGAGCGGCCGUCCUGGUGGAAAGAGUUCUGCUCCGACAAGCCCGCCGUGGGAUCUCUGCGGCCCAAACUCUAGACGCCGCGCGCCGGGCGAGCGGAGCUCCAGAGGUCCCAAAGUCCAAGUGGGCGAUCCGUCACGUCGCCGCUAAUGUUGCGCUACGGCCGUCGCGUCAUCCCAGCACAUCUGAAAAUCGAAUGCAUAUCAGCUUUUCUGCACUCGAUUGGUUGGGUGAAAUGAGGCGAUGACGUCAUUCAGCAAUACACGCAGAAUGCAUAUUAUCACUUACUCAUCAACGGCUUAUCAAUAAAGGGACCUCUUGAUCAAC